Molecule: messenger RNA, 1527 nt
Organism: Centrocercus urophasianus (Greater sage-grouse)
Lineage: Eukaryota; Metazoa; Chordata; Aves; Galliformes; Phasianidae
Gene: RAD51B
Product: RAD51 paralog B
Exons: 11
Coding region: 167-1360 (397 amino acids)
Biological process (GO): double-strand break repair via homologous recombination
Cellular component (GO): Rad51B-Rad51C-Rad51D-XRCC2 complex
Molecular function (GO): DNA binding; ATP binding; ATP-dependent DNA damage sensor activity
Source: RefSeq, a predicted model, not a curated record
UGGUGUGGUUGCGUGCCGGCGCGGCUCGCUCCCGGCAGGGCCGAGCCUCUGGUUGCCGCUGGAGCUCGGAUGUCGGAGGGCGUAAAGCCGCGUUCGGGCUCCAGAUGAGGCGGUAGUUUCAGGCUCUCCUGCGGCACCCGUGUCGUUCGGUGUAAACCAAGUGAGUAUGGCUGCUAAGAAGCUGAGAAGAGCAAAUUUGUCUCAGGAGCUGUGUGAAAGACUAAGCCGCUAUCAGAUCACUACCUGCCAGGACUUCUUAUGUCUUUCACUCUUGGAGCUAAUGAAAGUGACAGGACAGAGCUACAGAAAUGUGCAGAAGCUUCUUCGGAAGGUCAGCCUCGCUUGUGCUCCCAAAAUGCAGACAGCUUAUGAAAUGAAAAUGAGGAGGUCUGUCAAUCCCUCUGUAGCCUUUUUACCCACCUCGCUGCAUAGUCUGGAUAAAGUCUUGCAUGGUGGAAUACCUUGUGGAUCCCUCACAGAGUUAACAAGCCCACCGGGUUGUGGCAAAACUCAGUUUUGUAUUACAAUGAGUGUUCUGGCUACGCUGCCUGUAAGCAUGGGAGGACUAGAUGGGGCUGUUAUAUACAUUGACACAGAGUCUGCAUUCAGUGCUGAAAGGUUGAUAGAGAUAGCAGGAAACAGAUUCCCUACUUAUUUUGACUCCGAUGAAAAGCUAUUUUGCAUGACCCGUAGCAUUCAUCUGUAUCGAGAGCUGACCUGUGACAGUGUACUGAAGAGAAUUAAGUCUUUAGAAGAAGAAAUUAUUUCAAAGAAGAUUAAACUCAUAAUAAUUGACUCUGUAGCUUCAGUUGUCAGAAAGGAAUUUGACACAAAACUCCAAGGCAAUCUGGCAGAGAGAAGUAACUUUUUGGCUAGAGGAGCAUCACUGUUGAAGUAUUUGGCAGAGGAGUUCUCAAUACCAGUUAUCUUGACGAAUCAGAUUACCACAUCGUUGAGCAAUGGCCUUGCAAUCCCAGCAGACCUAGUGUCUCCAGCUCAUGAUUUGUCCCUGUCUGAAGUUUCAGGAACUUCUGGAAGUGGGAAGAGGGAAUCUGCUUGUGUGACAGCAGCCCUUGGUAACACGUGGAGUCACAGUGUCAACACCAGGCUCAUCCUGCAAUAUCACGACUUGCUGACAAGGCAGAUCCUGGUUGCAAAAUCCCCUGUUGCUCCAUUUUCCACAUUUUUCUACACCAUUGAGAAAUCAGGCUUGGUUCUUCAAGAUGGAAAGAAUCUUUCAAAUUUACCCUGGGAUGGAAUCAAUCCUGCCAUGCAAACCAUACAAGUGAGAAACACUGCCUUGAGAAAAGCUUUACUCAACAUCACCGAUGAGACUCCUGGAGAUACACCCAGUCUAUAGAAAGGUCAAAUGCAAUCUUCGCUGAGAAAUGAACAAACAGCCCUGGUUUUUAAAAAUCCAGUGAAGCAGAUAUUAGACAUUCUUCUUUUGCCUCUUUGGAGACUAAAAUAAGAAACAAGUGCUGUUCUCUCUACAUGUGGGCCACAUUAAACCUUGGAAUUAUGAAA